This is a messenger RNA of Bicyclus anynana (squinting bush brown), 2627 nucleotides long. RefSeq names its product ATP-dependent zinc metalloprotease YME1L (gene YME1L). The record is from RefSeq and is a predicted model, not a curated record. Gene Ontology annotation, biological process: protein quality control for misfolded or incompletely synthesized proteins; mitochondrion organization. NCBI's taxonomy places the organism in Eukaryota, Metazoa, Arthropoda, Insecta, Lepidoptera, Nymphalidae. The transcript has 16 exons. Gene Ontology annotation, molecular function: ATP-dependent peptidase activity; ATP binding; metalloendopeptidase activity. Gene Ontology annotation, cellular component: mitochondrial inner membrane. Bases 126 to 2441 code for a protein of 771 amino acids.
AUGCUGAUAAAAUUCGCCAUGAUACGCUGCGAUUUGACGUAAAGACGUAAGAAAAAAAGCUCACCUACAAAAUUUUCGAGUGCACUUUCUAUGAAAACGGAUCAACCAUCUCACCUACAUGUAACAUGUUCUCACUGAACUCUAUAAACACUCAAAACCAGAUUCUAGUAAGUUUUAGCCAGUUAUCGUCACGUUACUCUAGUCUAUUCAGACAUAGGAAGCAGAGCCAUGCUAAAAAUAAAGAUGUGAAGGGGAAAGAGGCUACUGCAGCGUUGAGUGAUGCAACAAUCUGCCCCGACAGUUUCGAAGAGGCUUUUCAUCAUUUUGAUAAGAAUGCCCUGGCUGAGAUGCGAAAUAUUGACGUAAGAGCCUUCGUGUCACUCGCCGGGACCUCGACAAGUGCAAUAAGACAGUUACCAACCCUACAAUCCGCUAAAAGAGUGUCAUACAUAUCGUCAAAUUCAUUUGAAAAAAAUAAAAAUGGCUGGUUGGAUUCCCCAUCUAUUACUGUUAAUUUUGCCGGCAAAAACUCCAGAUUAACCCUCACAGACAACUUCGUCGGUCUCCUAUCAAGAAGUAUACAAGAAAAUAAGUUUAAAUAUAGCAUACAAGUUAGAGGAUUUAAAACAGAAAGAGGUAUACAUGCAGAUUUGAAGAGGAAUCCUAACAUUAUUAAUAGACUGCGUAAGUUUCUGGGUCUAAAUGUAUCUGAAACAACAGACAAACAAACAAAUCUAAGUCCUGAUGUGGCGCCCCGACUAGAGAAACUGCUCAAUGAACAUACAUUGCUCACUCACCAACAGAAAGACAAGAUUAAAAUAGCCUUUGCCGAGGGAUAUUUAGCAGGUUCACAUCCAGACAAUGUCCGCGGCACCAAGGCGUCCAAAUACCUAAAGCUGGUGCAGCAGCUGCUGACGAUUGUCCUGUUCCUCGCCAUCUUCGUCAGCCUCAUGGCGUCCGUCAGCGGGACUGUCUUCCGGAUUCAGCUGGGGAACCAGGUGGAGGUGGACCCUGAGGACAUCUCUGUCACGUUUGAUGAUGUCAAGGGAGCUGACGAGGCCAAGCAGGAGUUGAAGGAUGUGGUGGAGUUCUUAAAGUCGCCGGAGAAGUUCUCGACGCUGGGCGGCAAGUUGCCCAAGGGCGUGCUGCUAGUGGGUCCGCCGGGCACUGGCAAGACUCUGCUGGCGCGUGCUGUGGCGGGCGAGGCGCGCGUGCCUUUCUUCCACGCCGCCGGGCCCGAGUUCGACGAGAUCCUCGUCGGGCAGGGGGCCAGGCGCGUGCGGGAUUUAUUUAAGGCAGCUAAGGAGCGCGCGCCGUGCGUCAUCUUCAUAGACGAGAUUGACUCGGUUGGUGCUAAGAGGACAAACAGUGUGCUGCAUCCAUACGCUAAUCAGACAAUAAACCAGCUGCUAUCAGAGAUGGAUGGUUUCCACCAGAACGAGGGUGUGAUUGUAUUAGGAGCCACCAACCGCAGGGACGACUUGGACCCCGCGCUGCUGAGACCCGGCAGGUUCGACGUGGAGGUGUCAGUCCCUACGCCAGACUACGGCGGGCGGCUGGAGAUCCUGCGGCUGUACGUGGCGCGAGUGGCCGCGCACCCCGAGCUGGACGUGGAGGCGCUCGCGCGCGGCACCACGGGCUUCACCGGCGCCGACCUCGAGAGCAUGGUCAACCAGGCCGCACUCAAGGCAGCAAUAGAAGGCGCGAAGGCCGUGACCAUGGCGCACCUGGAGGAAGCGCGAGACAAGGUACUGAUGGGCCCGGCGAGGCGCGCCAAGCUGCCUGACGAUGAGGCCAACGCUAUCACCGCCUGCCACGAGGGCGGGCACGCCGUCGUCGCAUACUACACUAAGGAUUCCCACCCACUACACAAGGUCACAAUUAUACCCCGAGGGCCGUCACUGGGUCACACAGCAUAUAUACCCGCCAAAGAAAGAUACCACGUGACCAAACAGCAGCUGCUCGCCAUGAUGGACACGAUGAUGGGGGGCCGCGCUGCUGAAGAGCUCGUCUUCGGACCCGAAAAAAUUACUUCCGGCGCGUCGUCAGACCUAAAACAGGCGACGUCGAUCGCGUGUCACAUGGUGCGCGAGUGGGGCAUGAGCGAGAAGGUGGGACUGCGCACCAUGGAGUCUCCGCGCAACUCGCCCGAGCAGCUCGGACCAUACACCAACGAGCUGGUGGACGCAGAAAUCAAGAAGAUCCUGUCCGAGAGCUACGAACGCGCCAAGGCCAUACUCCGCACGCACGCGAAGGAGCACAAAGCGCUGUCCGACGCCUUACUCAAAUACGAGACGCUGGACGCGGAGGACAUAAAGGCGAUAAUGAACGGCGACAAGAUAAAGUCGGAGCGUCUGCGCGCCAACAAGGACGCGCCCGCCGGCCAGCCCGCGCCCGUCGCCGCGGGCCUGCUGGGGCAGCCGGUGCCCGCGCCCGCCUAGCCGCCUCACAGAUUAAAAUUUGGCUUCCCAUGAUUGGUCGGUGGGCGUGUCGUGGCUUAUCGUCUCGAAACUGUACAGUCAUAUUUAUAGAAAACUGAGGAAAAGUGUCUUUGAAAAUUUUGCAGGUAGCCUACCCUCAUUGUCAUCCUAAAAUUUUAUUUCAAUAAUAAAAAUAAGUAUAACGUU